AUGGCUAGAGAUCAGCAAAUUUCGCUUAACUGUCUUUCUCACUAUACCAAUGAUGAUGAUGAUGAUGAUGAUGAUGAUGAUGAUGAUGAUGAUGAUGAUGAUGAUACUUCACCGGCCUUCAAAACAUACCAACUGGCAAUUGUCACACCGAAAGGAGCCGAGAUUCGCGGUCCGUUACAGCUAGAAACCAACUGGGAAAUCGCAGAAUAUGUAGCUGGAUACGAAUAG
Messenger RNA from Echinostoma caproni, 228 nucleotides. The record is from the annotation of a GenBank genome assembly. NCBI's taxonomy places the organism in Eukaryota, Metazoa, Platyhelminthes, Trematoda, Plagiorchiida, Echinostomatidae.